GCUAUUUGCUGUUCGAGAGUCUUCUCAUAUCUGUGUCUUUGCCGCCCGCCAAGAUCUUCUCAUGUAUCUUUUCUCACUCGACUGUUUGUUUGUUUGUCUUCCUUGCCUAUAGGUCCCAGCUGUAAUCAUGGUUUCGUUUCUCGCUGUACUAGGAUUGAUCACCAGUGUUGCUGCUCAUGGACAUGUGACUUCGAUUGUCGUGGACGGCAUUUUUUACGAAGGGUACGAUCCUUCUUAUCAGUACGACACACCUGCUCCCAUCACAGUCGGCUGGAAGACUCCAUCAGUUCUAGACAAUGGAUUCGUCGCCCCAGCCGCCUACGCCAACGCAGACAUCAUCUGCCACCGCUCCGCAACAAACGCCAUGAUAGCCGCCCCCGCCAAAGGCGGCUCAAAAAUCGAACUCCUCUGGACGCCCUGGCCCACCUCCCACAAAGGCCCCAUCAUCGACUACCUCGCCAACUGCAACGGCCCCUGCGAAACCGUCGACAAAACAAAACUAAAAUGGUUCAAGAUCGAUGAACUCGCCCUGCUGGACCCAAAACCCCAGUACGGAACCUGGUCCACGGACGUCAUGAUCGCAAACAACAAUACCUGGACCGUAGUCAUCCCUCCCACCAUCGCCCCGGGGAACUACGUCUUACGCCACGAAAUCAUCGCCCUGCAUGCAGCAUCUCAAGCCAACGGCGCGCAGAACUACCCAUUCUGCGUCAACCUCGCCAUUUCUAGCACAGGAACUGACAAGCCGGCGGGUGUCCUUGGGACCACGUUCUAUAGUGCGAAAGAUCCGGGCGUGAUGUUUAAUAUCGAUGUCGCGCCGCCGAUUCCGGCGUAUACGAUUCCGGGGCCGCCGUUGUAUAGUGCUGCGGUGACGGUUUCGCAGGUUAAGAUGCCGAAGCCGACUGCGAGUGCUUCGGGGGUUGCGGCGCUUGCUAAUCGAGGGGUGGAGAUGAAGUGGGAAGUGGUAUAGUUUGAUGUAUAUACCUAUCCUUUGUGAUCAAAAGGAGGUAUGUGGGGUAUGAUACUAG
Molecule: messenger RNA, 1028 nt
Organism: Mollisia scopiformis
Lineage: Eukaryota; Fungi; Ascomycota; Leotiomycetes; Helotiales; Mollisiaceae
Product: glycoside hydrolase family 61 protein
Exons: 3
Coding region: 128-970 (280 amino acids)
Source: RefSeq, a predicted model, not a curated record